Chelonus insularis is the source of this 611-nucleotide messenger RNA. RefSeq lists its product as uncharacterized. The record is from RefSeq and is a predicted model, not a curated record. The transcript has 3 exons. NCBI's taxonomy places the organism in Eukaryota, Metazoa, Arthropoda, Insecta, Hymenoptera, Braconidae. Bases 38 to 607 code for a protein of 189 amino acids.
UCGAUCUGUCAUGUUUUAUGAUUCUUUUUUGUAAGCAAUGUCUGAAAAUCCUAAAGACUUUGCUAAAGAUCUUAUAGAAGACGUUAUGAUGAACGUUGUUGGUGAUAAUGUUACGGAAGUUGAAGACGAAAAUAGAUCUUUGUUUGAGCUGCAAGAAAAUCCAACAUUAGCUCCCCAAGAGUCAAACUCUAACAUCUCCGAUAUUCUACAAAGAGUAGCCGUCAUAGCAGAGAGUCUUCGUGAAGAUCUUCGAAAUAUCCAAAUUGGUGAUUACUUUGUUUCUAUGAAUGUUUCUCCCCUGGAAAUCCAAGUGAAACAAGCUAUAACUCAACUCCAAACUGUUGAUGAAGAAAAAAAAAUUUUUGUUACGAAAGGCGAUGGUGAACAUACCAGUGUAACUGACAUUCCGAUCUCUCAAAAAACUAAUGAUUCCGUUGAUAAAAAUAGCGUAAAUGAAGCACAAAAUUCGGUGUCUCAACCCACGGAUUCAGUGAAUUUAGAGCAGACUGCAAUUUCAAAUCUGAAAAAACGAAAGAAAAGAAUAAAUCUUGGCGAAAGACUUCGCAGACUCUUCCGGUUUACCUUAAGUCGUCGUAAAAAUUCCUAAAAAU